GGGUGGGGUGGAGGGGAUUACACAGCACACGGAAGGCUGUGCAAGGCUGCCAUGACAAGUUUCUUAAGAGGUGUGUGUGUGUGUGUCUUUGGGAAUGGGGAGAAGUUUAAACCUCGUGCUUCUCAGAAGGUGUCACUGACUGGAAGAGCAAGCCCAGCGCAUAGAACGUUGUGUAACAUUCCACUGAAUCCUGCUUCAUUGUCGUCAGGCUAUUAGAGUUAAUCUCACAGUGCCGCUGGCAACAGAGACCUUACGAAGUGGCGCUGCGCGCCGUACAUUUUACCCAAACUCGCCAUUCCGGUUUGUUUGCAUCGCUGUUGUUCUGAGAGGAUUUCCAAGUAACCAGUCGGAGGGGUUUUCAAAGCCUCUCUGGUGUGUGCUUCUGUUUCUUUUUUGUGCUUGUAACUAAGACCGGAUACUGUACAAUCUGGCCACCAUGUUCAAAGCGGGGGCACAAGAGCUGACAGGGAUGUUAAGUCUUUAGUGGUGUGUAACUGCAUUUUGCAUUCAAGGUAAAUGUUGCCUGUGAAUUACUUAAUCACAGUGAUGUAUGUCUGUCACUGUGUGUGGUAAUCACUGUGAUGUAUGACACAUGAAGGUUAUCUGUCGGGUUCAUAUUGCCACAUUUAAAUAUGUGGCUGGGUAUGCAUCUUUUUACAAUUUAAGUCAAACCACAAGUCACAAAAUUAAUGUCACUUCCUCAAAUUAAUUUGCAAGAAGGGGGAAGUUAUUUUACCAGAACCUUAUUUUAUCACACAAAUCUUCUGGCUUAUCUGGAGAGCGCAGACGGAAAUUAAACGAGUCACGCAGUAAUGCGUUGCCUAACAUGAUUUUUGAGAAAGCAAAGGUCAGUGAGUUUACAGCAGUCUCUGUCACUAAAAGUGUGUAUGGUAAACAUUGAGCUUUAUCUGUAGUGCAAUAAAUAACCUGGCUUUGCUGUCAUGAGGCAUUAUUGUAUUAAAUAUGCGCUGUAUGUACAUAUCCAUUCUUUGCCUUUAGCGAGAGUUUUCACACAUCUUACCUCACCUGAGUGUGUUUCUGAUUUAAUUAAUUGGUCUCUGUUCCCGGUCUUUGUUCUUAGUGAAAAAUAAAUGCUGUUCCCUGUGAUAAAAAGGGCUUGUGAGGUAAAAGGUAAAUUCCCCUGAACUGCUGUUGGUUUUCAUGGAGGUUCAGAAAAAAACUGUGCAUUCACUAGUUUUUCGGUUCAGCCUUGGUGAAUGUUUUACUGAAAAAUGUGGUGAGUGACGUUAAAUGUUUAAAAGCGAAGAAAAGGGUGCCAAGAUGCUAGAAAGCCGUCGAUCUAAACCCCUUUUAUUGGUCCCUGCACACGUUCCAUAUCCCAUUGUUGGCCUGUGCGUCCACAUUGAGUUUACCAAACGCGGAAGGCGCGUGCCCAUUAACCAAUGGCGACAAGUGUCCAGCCUGUUUAGAACCUUCAUGGUUUGGAGGGACUGUUUACUACAGGCUAUGGCUCUCAUUGUCAGCCAGGAAAGAACGCAUUACCACUCCGAUCUUCUGGUUCUCCGUUGAGUUCAGAAGUCUGAGUUAGUAUAGCGAGAUAUUUUUUUUAUCGGGUCAUUUACUGUCACUAGGCUACUUGGAACUAAGUGUUAUAGAGCUCGACGCCUGGUGUUCCACGAUUCCAGCUUCGGUGUGUUAAUAUCGAUUCUGCAACAUUGGACCUCUUAUGCGAAUACGAUACUCGCCUUUCGUCAGGCAUUGAUUUAAUGUGGCAAUAAUUUAUUUCACUCUUCUCUUCAAAGACAUGUUCGCGUUUGUUUAAACGCUUUGCGUAGGCUAUACUGCACAUACACGUGGCUUUUCAUCAGAAGGGUCAUUACGAUACGUUUAAUUAUGAGUGUAGCGUUUUAUAUUUGAAUUUUUAAAAAAUGCUGUAUUCGCGAGCGUGAAAACAGAACGACGCAUCUUGUCAAAAUGGCUCAAUCCAGAUGCAGGAAAUAUGGUUUCUGAAACGCAGUCUUCCUUAAGUAGUGUUCUGCCGUUGCAUUGUGCUGAUUACAAUGCCGCGUCCUUCUCGCUAGGUGGCGCCGUCCGACAACACGAGAUUAAGUCGGCUAUUUCAUUUCUCUGUACCGAAACCCUCAACUGCCCAUCCCACACACCCAUAGCAACCGCUGAACUGAUGCGAGCGCGUGCAGCUUCUCCGAAUUCCCCGCGAUGAAUUCCGCGCUAUGUUCUGCCUGUAAGCAACGUGCAACUUAACCCAGGCCUGGACGAAAGCGCACCCUUUUUAAUUUUUGUAAUUUUCCGAACCCUUUACAGCAGCUGGAGUGGCGUGAAGAAAUGGAGAAAGAGAGAAUAUUGUCCAAGCAAUAUGGGUCUCUCGAAUGCUCACAACGGGAUGCGGACGCAGCCAAAACAGAGGAAGAUGACGUCGUGUCCAUGGCAGACUCUACCAUCACCGUCGACGACAUCGAGGGGGAGCUCUUCAAGAUCGAGCGGCUACGGGACGUCCUGGUGCGGAGGGAGUCGGAGCUGAGAUACAUGAUGGAUGACAUUCAGCUGUGCAAGGAAAUAACGCGGCUGAAACAGGAACUCCAGAAACUGGUGUCCAUCCCAGACAAGGACAAAUCAAACGAGGACAGACAGAAGGAGGACGAGCUGCUCCAGCAGAUCCACAAGCUGGUGGAGACCAGGGACUUCCUCGUGGACGACGUGGAGUUCGAGCGGCUGAGGGAAAGAGAAGAAGACAAAGAGAUGGCUGAAUUCCUGCACUCAAAACUUCCCAAGCGCAUGAAGAAAAAGAGUGCCGGUCAGCGCAGGAAGGUGACCUCCAGAGCGCAGCAGACGUCCUCUCCGUUUGUGGCCAAGACCGGCCUCACCCUCCUGAAGGAGUGCUGCGGAUUCACCUGCUCCGUCAUGUAGGGCGCCACCUGGUGGCGGCCACCAGCGUACACAGGAAGACCAAAACAAGACCAAAAAAAAACAAAAAACUGAGGUGUUUGUCGGAGGAGUAGGAAAAACGAGUGGAGGGCGGAUGUAACGUGGGACCCAGGGUGCAGGUGGACUGUAAGACAUAUGGUGGCCAGGGGAGGGCAAUGUGGAGGAGUAGGGGGCAGUGGGGGCAGAACAUGAACAUUUUGUCUGUUUCAAGGUCUGUCUCAGGCGUGUGGGCCUGUAAUUGUGUGUCCGUCCCCCAUCUGUUUAUUUUUUGGGAAAAUCACAGCCCGCAGGCGCACUGUCAGGUGGCCAUCCAUCCAUCCAUUCUGCACAUCUUCCCAGUGCUCCUCAUAGGCCUGCUGUCGAGCAGGCGCCCGUCAUCACCGCACCGUCAGCUCGCUGCCAAAACUACAUUUCCCAUGAGGCUGCACGCAGCUGAACCGUCGCUUGACUAAACGCAUCUCUGACUUAGAGGCUUGUCAGCCAGCGCUGGGAGAGCCAGAAAAUGAAUCUGGCAAUCUGUGCAUUCAGGUACGUCUUCUGCAGUCCACCACAGUGCCCCCUGGCUGCAGGAGACGGAACAAUAGCCCAGCAUUCCAACCUGCGCCAAAAAACAUAAAACAUUAAACGGCAGCAUGGCUGAUUUUCUCACAAAACGAAAAGCCAGUGGACGAUCAGUGAUGGUGCUAGGGGAGAUCAGCAUAUGCGGCAAGAGAUGAGAUAUUGGUCAGAGGACGAGGGCUAAGGUGAACAAGGAGGAGGGGAAAACAUUUUAUCACUGUAUUUUCAUUAGAGGAGGAGGGAUAAAAGGAUAAAGUCUGCCAGAUAUAGUUUUCAUCACUCCAAAUCCCCAAAGGGAUUCUCGAGGCUUGGCUCCAGCACCCUUGAAUGAAUGGUUCUUCGCUUGGUUGUCAGUUGCUUAUGCCCGCUCAUUGGCUCGUUUAAAGAAGGUUGGUAGGGUUAUUGGGUGUAGAGGUCUCACAGCGCACAUGGGCACUUCACAUAACAGACCUCUGUCAUCUGAGUAAGAACAAGAGCCCUGGAUCUUCAUCUGCAAUUGAUCGGGGGGGGGGUGCCACGAACAGUGGCAGUCAGUGGCUUUCAUUGACAAGUUGGGGGGAAAAAAACCGGCUCCUUGGACUUUAUGUGGCUUCAAUGUGACUUUGAGUUGCACCAACAGCAUCGUCUGUGGUCUGUGGUGUUUGUGCUGGAGGGCGGCCAUGAUUAAAGUUGACGGUGUCUGAGUUUUGGGUCUGGUGAUUUUACCCUGUGAAGGCUGCUGGUCAGGGAAGACUUGUCCCUCUGGCUCUUCUACCUUCUUCACUUUCUCCGCCUCUCUCAUAUUUUCAAAUCCAACGUGUCCGUCUUUGUUCUCCGUUCGGUUUGACCAAUUCACCAUCCAUCUUUAGCCGCAUCUAGGCCUCACUGUGUUGCAGCAGCUAUGCUUCGCCAUUGUGCAGAAGCAGCACUGUGCGUGCUUCCAUUUGCUUCAUGAGUCUCUGGCCCUGCUUCUCCACUGGCUUUUCAUUUGUAGGCCACGUUUGUCUCACAGUUGAAUUUUGCGACGAGCGACGACUCGCAAAGUUCAACGAGUAAGACGAUUUAUGCGCCGUCCAUAAAUUCUGAAAUACUGUAAGGAGCAAUUUCAUUACCGACUGCUUAUUGUUUUUUUAAUGUAUUUUCACAAAAUUACUAGAUGCUCCAUGGAGAUGGCAUUUCAAGCAGUGUUAAAAAAAAAAAGAAAAAUCUUAUUAAAAACUCUUUCUCUUCCACCUCUUCUUUUUUUUCUCACAUUUACUUUUCCAUACGAAAAUAGCUGCUGUGGGCUGCUGGGUAGGGUAGCACGCUCUGUAAAAAAAUGGCGCUUCCGGUGCAUGAGGAAGCGCCGCGGUCUCGGAUGGAAUCCAGCCAGUGCCAGUGCCAGUGCCGACUGUGACUGGCAGCCCCGCCCGGCAGGGGCAGUGCCCACUGUGGCUGGCAGCCCCGCCCUGCAGGGGCAGUGCCCACUGUGGCUGGCAGCCCCACCCUGCAGGGGGCAGUGCCCACGGUGGCUGGCAGCCCCGCCCGGCAGGGGCAGUGCCCACUGUGGUUGGCAGCCCCGCCCUGCAGGGGGCAGUGCCCACUGUGGCUGGCAGCCCCGCCCUGCAGGGGGCAGUGCCCAGUCGCCUUCACGCCAUCCAAGGAUCACGGGAGGGAUUCAGUCAGCGGGGAUGGCAGUGUUCCUUCCUCGAGUGAUCCCGGUUGUGCCGCCCGGGUGCCCGCGCUGUGCCCUCUGCCCGUGCGUAUGAUUGGGUCUCCUUCGUCCCCCACCCACUCACAGCUUGUGGCUGUGUAGUAUGACUGGGUAGGGAACUGGGCUGGUCUCACCUAAAGCAACCUAACCUCGAAAAGGUCGAAGGUUCGAUUCCCAGGUUGGACACUGUCGAUCUACCCUUGAGCAAAGGUACUUAACCUGCAGUGCUCCAGCAUAUACCCAGCUGUAUAAAUGUAAAAAAAAAAAAGAAAUUAAAAAAAAGGUUGUGUAAAAAGGUGUGUAAGUCGCUCUGGAUAAGAGCGUCUGCUAAAUGCCUGUAAAUGUAAUGAAGUGUAAUGAGAUGUGAGAAAAGCAGCAGACAUCAUGUGUUUCAGAGAGGUUCUGCAAGGUGACUUCCCCGGGGCUGGAGGCAGGGGGCGCCUGUGAGCACGCUCGCAUGUUCUUUGCGAAUUGGACAAAUUCGGGUGGGAUUGGAGAUACCAAAUUUAUUAUUGAAAAAUAAAUAAAAUAAUUUUUAAAAACCUGCUGUUCUGGCGCAGGCUAUAGGCUAUAGGGCAGCCAUCCCUUAGCCCCGUGUGUUUGGGGCUGUGAUCUAUCGCCAUGGCGCUUUCUGCUCUGUGUGUGUGUGUGUGUAGGGAUUUUCUUUUUAGCACAAGUUGUUGAGCUUUAGCACAAUUAGAGUCCCCGCAUAUCAGAGUUGUGAAAAUGGCGUGUUGCCAUGACGACCGGCGGCGGGGUCGACCAUCCCUCCCUCGGGUCCGGUCCUAACGCGCGCGUCCAUUUUGUGUCACGAUGUCUAACGUUCGAUAGCGUAAAAUAUGUGAGAUGUUCGCCGUUGCAAGUUUAUCUGAGGGGGAAUGUGAAAAACGAAAAGGCUAUGUAUUUUUAUAUUUGACAGGAAGUGGUUGCAUUUAUUUCUCGGUUCAGGCAAAUGUAUUUUUUAGCAUUUUUGUGUUAUUUUAAUAGUAGGUGCUGCAAUAUGUGGAAUUACUUUUAAAUAUUGUGAUUAAUAAGUUGUAAUAUUAAUGAGUUGUGAUGCUGUUUCAGCACGCAUGCUUGAAUAAACUGUGGAAAUACA
Molecule: messenger RNA, 6233 nt
Organism: Anguilla rostrata (American eel)
Lineage: Eukaryota; Metazoa; Chordata; Actinopteri; Anguilliformes; Anguillidae
Exons: 6
Coding region: 2305-2886 (193 amino acids)
Source: RefSeq, a predicted model, not a curated record